Molecule: messenger RNA, 909 nt
Organism: Lineus longissimus
Lineage: Eukaryota; Metazoa; Nemertea; Pilidiophora; Heteronemertea; Lineidae
Exons: 1
Coding region: 1-909 (302 amino acids)
Source: RefSeq, a predicted model, not a curated record
AUGCUAUCUGUCAUCAGCUCCGUGUUUGAUCCUUUGGGUAUAGCAUCACCAUUUGUCCUGCCAGCAAGAAUACUGCUACAAUCAUUGUGCAAGAAGGAAAUAGGAUGGGACGACCAGAUUGGUGAAGAGAACACUCCGAGAUGGCAACAGUGGUUGGAGGAUUUAAAGUUGCCGGAUAUACUGUCUGUGCCCAGAUGUCUCAAGCCAAUAACCUUUGUCGACGUAGUUUCAUGCCAGCUACAUGUAUUUUCCGAUGCUUGCGCACAGGGAUACGGGAUAGCCGCAUAUGUUAGAUCAGUGAACACUGAUGCUGUUGCCAAUGUGGAACUUCUCAUGGGGAAGGCAAGGGUGGCACCCUUGAAGAAGGUUACUAUUCCAAGAAUGGAGCUCACGGUAGCUACCAUUGCUGUAAAAUUCGGAUACAUCAUCAUUCAAGAGAUGGAUUACAAGUUUGACCAGAUACGGUACUGGACCGAGAGUAUGUCUGUUUUAAGAUACAUUCAGAAUACAUCGAGUAGAUUUCACACGUUUGUGGCAAAUAGAUUGACGACAAUUCAUGAGGCUAGCAUCCCAGAGCAGUGGAGUUAUGUCCGUACAAAUCACAACCCAGCAGACAUGGCAUCCAGGGGACUUAUUUUCAAGAACCAAGGAGAUACCAAGAUGUGGUUGAAAGGGCCAGAGUUUCUACAAAAGGAGGAGUCUGCUUGGCCACAUACAGAUGUCACUAACAACAUAACAGAGGAUGACCCAGAGAUCAAGAAGACCAGUGCCGCAGCGGUAGUUGAGGACAGACUGGCCAGUGAGACAACAGUGGAUACAUUGUUCAAGCGCUUCUCGUCUUGGAGCAAAUUGAAGAGAAUUGUUGCAUGGAUUCUCAAGGGCAAAGGACAAUCUGCGACAACGUCUUAA